Acanthosepion pharaonis is the source of this 915-nucleotide messenger RNA. Lineage: Eukaryota; Metazoa; Mollusca; Cephalopoda; Sepiida; Sepiidae. The record is from the annotation of a GenBank genome assembly.
AUGUUCUAUCUAUCUAUCUAUCUAUCUUGUUUAAUGUUCGAUCUAUCUAUCUAUCUAUCUAUCUAUCUAUCUAUCUAUCUAUCUAUCUAUCUAUCUAUCCGAUUGGCUAAUGUUCUAUCUCUCAUCUAUCUAUCUUGUUUAAUGUUCGAUCUAUCUAUCUAUCUAUCUAUCUAUCUAUCUAUCUAUCUAUCUAUCCGAGUAAGUUCCUCCGGAAAAUAUUAUUUGUUUGUUUGUUUGUUUUUUUGUUUCUUUCUUUCUUUCUUUCUUUCUUUCUAUUUAUCUGUCUAUCUAUUCCCAUACCCACCUCGGAUUUGUUCUAUCUAUCUAUCUAUCUAUCUAUCUAUCUAUCUAUCUAUCUAUCUAUCUAUCUAUCUAUCCCAGUCUUUUGAUAUGUGUGUAUGUAUGUAUGUAUCUAUCUAUCUAUCUCAAUCUGUUGAUAUCUAUUUCAGUCCGUUGAUGUCAAUGUAUAUAUGUAUGUAUGUGUGUAUCUAUGUAUCUCAAUCUGUUGAUAUCUAUCUAUCUAUCUAUCUAUCUAUCUAUCGAUCUAUCUAUCUAUCUAUCUAUCUAUCUAUCAGUCUGUUGAUAUCUAUGUUGAUAUCUAUCUAUUUCAGUCUGUUGACAUCUAUGUUGAUACCUUUCUAUCUAUUUCAGUCUUUUGAUUCUGUUGAUAUCUAUCUAUCUAUCUAUCUAUCUAUCUAUCUAUCUAUCUAUCUAUCUAUCUAUCUAUCUAUCUAUCUCAGUCUGUUGAUAUCUAUCUAUCUAUCUAUCUAUCUAUCUAUCUAUCUAUCUAUCUAUCUAUCCAAACCUUUUAAUUAUCACUCUAUGUCUGUCUCUCUGUCUGUCUGUCUAUCUAUCUAUCUAUCUAUCUAUCUAUCUAUCUAUCUAUCUAUCUAUCUCUGUGCAAUUUUACAAUAG